Messenger RNA from Centropristis striata (black sea bass), 3445 nucleotides. RefSeq lists its product as uncharacterized. Lineage: Eukaryota; Metazoa; Chordata; Actinopteri; Perciformes; Serranidae. Gene Ontology annotation, biological process: regulation of transcription by RNA polymerase II. The record is from RefSeq and is a predicted model, not a curated record. The transcript is spliced from 5 exons. Bases 443 to 1423 code for a protein of 326 amino acids.
GGCAGAGGAUGGAGAGAGAGACGGAGAGAAGAGUGUGUGUGUGACUUCCGGCCGCGGCUCGGCCCUGUGAUGGACAACAGCAACAACAACAACAACAACAACAACAGCAGCAGCAGCAUUAACCCUCUCAGCAGCAGCAGCAGCAGCAGAAGAAGAAGAAGAAGAACUCGGAGGACUUCCCGUUCAAACUUUUCCUCCUCCCUGAACUCUGAGCGCGCUCCCACGGCCUGAGGCUGCAGUGCGCAUGCUCACUGUGUUUGGCUGCAGCGGCGUUAAAUGGACCGAUUGUCUUACCGGGACCGGCGGUGACGUCACCGCGGGAGUGGGGCGCGCGGCCGCUGAGCCAAAUCACAACCAGGAGUGUCGAGAGCGCGCCUCAGCGGAACACAUGAACUGAGGCCGUAGUGUGUGUGUGUGUGUGUGUGUGUGUGUGUGAGUGAGGAUGAGUGGGGGUAAGAAGAGGAGUGGUUUCCAGAUCACCAGUGUUACCUCCGAGUUGAACCAAUCAGCUCCCGGCGCGGUCCCGACCGUCGUCCAAUCAGGCGCCUCGCCCCGCAGCGCCCAGGGAAGCUCCUCCCAGCCAACCACGCCCUCCCUGAAGAGGAGAUAUGUGUCCCAUGAGGCCGCAGGGCUGGGCUGCUCCUCCAGGUUCCGGGUGGUGCGUCUGGCGGUGGGCGGGGCCGGCGGCCGCGGUGAGCCGUACUGCCGUGGCCGCUGGACCUGCACUGACUUUCUGGAGCGACAGGAAGGGGCGGGGCUCAGGCGGGUGAUGGACACCAUGAGACACGCCCACUCGCUGGAGUCCCUGGAGAUGAUUGGUCGGGACAUGGACAGGGGUGGAGUCCACUCGCAGGACACCGCCCACCUGCUGGCUCAGCCAAUCAGAGGCCGGGAGUUGGGGCUGGUGGCGCGCAGCGGCCUGUCCUCCCCCAGCCCCCAACAACCAAUCAGCAUCCGGCUCCCAGACCAGCAGGAGCCAAUGGGAGCCCUGGGUUCUGACUCCGCCCCUCCGCCCCCCUCGCCCCGCCCACGGACCAUCCCUCCUCCUCUCCGAUUGGAUGUCGACGCUGCAGGACGGUCUGUCCUCAGGCUGUCUCACUCUCAGUCGGGCUCCCCCCCAGGCAGACCGUACCACCCCAGUCUGACACCGGUCCAGACCCCAGCAGCCUUCAGUCUGGACCAGACCAUGUUCGAGCUGCCGGGGGACGCCAGUAGUUCCAGUAACAGUCUGAUCGCCAUCGACAACAAGAUAGAGCAGGCCAUGGACCUGGUGAAGAGCCACCUGAUGCUGGCGGUGAGGGAGGAGGUGGAGCUGCUGAGGGAUCAGAUCAGAGAGCUGCAGGAGAAGAACGAGCAGCUGCAGAGAGAGAACCACAUCCUCAGAGCCCUCACACACACUGUACACACAUUACACAACACAUAACACACCCUCUACACACAGUACAUAACACAUAACACACAGUCUACACAACACAUAACACACACUCUACACACAGUACAUAACACAUAACACACAGUCUACACAACACAUAACACACACUCUACACACAGUACAUAACACAUAACACACACUCUACACAACACAUAACACACACUCUACACACAGUACAUAACACAUAACACCGGGAUUCCACUGGAUGCAAUACGACUCCGAAACGGGUCCGUCCGCAACGGGUCCGUCCGCAACGGUUUCAACACACACCGGAUCCGUCUGUGUCGAGCUGUUGCGGUCAGCGGAGUCCCGAGGACGAGACCUCGCAAAUUCAUGCGUAAUCAAGUGAUAUAACCGGGAGAGAAUCAACAUGUCCUCAUCAAUGACUGGAGACAAAUCCAGCGACUCGGUCUUAACGAGCACUAACGAUCGGCCGGCUUGUUAACAAGAGCCUCUUGUUAACAAGCCAGCCGACCUCAUUAGCGGCAGUUAGCUACAGUUAGCUCUGUUGCAGUACAGUGUGUAUGUGCUGCUGCUGCAGGAGGUGUUCACUUAUAGAUAUCUGUUUGUUUACAACAAGCACCGGACACUCUGUGCACAGUGCACAGUGUCUGCCACCGUGAACGCGAGGUAUUUUAUUUUGAAAAUAUACCGGAUGUUUUAUUUUGUGUCUGUGCACGACUUCCUGCCCCGAACGAUCUGCUCUGUGCUAAAUUGAUGUGCCGUGCUCCGUCAUCCAACAAAAAUAGAAGCUCUGCGCAAGUGUUGCGAGGGCUGACGGAUGGCCAUGCGACAUCGGACUCACUACACAGUGGAUCUGGAGUCGGUGGAAUCUCACACAUUGAUUAUGAGCGCGUAACGGCUCCGACGACGGAUCUCCAGCCGUUACGCAUUCAGUGGAAUUUAGGGGUAUCACACACUCUACACAACACAUAACACACACUCUACACAACACAUAACACACACUGUACACAUAGUACAUAACACAUAACACACACUAUACAACACAUAACACACACUCUACACAACACAUAACACACUCUACACUCUACGCAACACGUAACACACACUCUACGCAACACGUAACACACACUCUACACAACACAACACACACUCUACACACUACACAACACAUAACACACACUCUACGCAACACGUAACACACACUCUACACAACACAACACACACUCUACACAACACAUAACACACACUCUCCACGACACAUAACACAUAACACACACUCUACACGCAGUACACAACACACACUCUACACAACAUACAACACAUAACAGACACUUUACAAACUCUACAACACACAUAACACACACUGUACACAGUACACAACACAUAACACACUGUACACACUCUACACAACACAUAACACACAUUGUACACACAGUACACAACACAAAACACACACAGUACACAACACAUAAAAACAAAUACCAAGAAGCUGCGACACUAAGUCGAUGCAUUAAUUGUUUUAUAUCAGAUAUAAAUCUGUAUUUAUGAGGAGACCUCAGUUUAUUAAUGAUGAAUAUAAUAAUAAUUAUUAAUAAUUAACAUGUUUCAGUUGGUUUGUGUGACUUAUUGUGAGUCUCUGCUGAACCAGACUCCAUCCAGAAAACCAUGGUUUUAACAGCAUCAGUUCAGCACCAUGUUGUGGUUAUUUCAGCUCCUUUAGAUCUGUUUAUUCACAUUAAAUCAGAUAAAUCUCUUUAUUGUGACAUGUUGGUGAACCAGUCAUCACACUUUCUAUAAAUAAUUUUCUUUCUUCAGAAAAACAGUUUAAUUUUGUCUGAAACAUAUCCAGAAAAUAAUUCUGUUAUCUCAGGAAACAAACUUUAUUUUGUGAUAAUAAAAUAAUGUGACAGCUUUUAACAUAUUUUAUUGUUUGAUAAUAAACUUAUCACAAUAUAAAUGAUGUAGCGGUUUCACUAGUUUAACUGCUGAUCACGGUCAAGCUAACGAACAAAUGAAUGUUACAAAUAAAAUAUAUUUCAUUAAAAACAA